This is a messenger RNA of Alternaria rosae, 4974 nucleotides long. RefSeq lists its product as uncharacterized. The record is from RefSeq and is a predicted model, not a curated record. The transcript has a single exon. NCBI's taxonomy places the organism in Eukaryota, Fungi, Ascomycota, Dothideomycetes, Pleosporales, Pleosporaceae. The annotation marks the transcript as partial.
AUGACCGCGGAUCUCGACACGCGUCGCAUUCGGUCUUCCACACCUGCUGUGCUUCGGGAAUACUACACCCAAAUACUGAAAGAUGCGCCAAUCCAGGAGAUCACGACGCAGCUCCUCUCAGCUGUUGAGAGAGGCUCGAUCUCGCCCCUCACCUUCGCACCAUGGCUCGGCGUAGCACAGUCGCCUUUCGCUAUACGCGAAGCGCUCAUCCAAGAUAAAUCUGUACUUGUCCGCGAGCUCGGCAUCAAGUUUCUGCGCAAGGCACUUCGCUCUUCGCGAUGGAGAGAGACGUGGGAUGGCAUUGGAGGAACUGCUGGGUUGCUUGCCAUCUUUGCAGAUCUCUCGGUGAUCGAAAUCAAGGCUGCUUGUACCGCAAUUGGUCGUUCUGGUAGAGGAGCUGACCUGGAUGCGAAAAGAGAGCUUUUCACGGAAUUCUUCAAAGCGCUGCACCCUGACCAUUUCCCCGAUACCCCGCAUAAGACAAAAGACCGACGUGCACUCGGAAGGUUCUACCGACUCAUCAUUCCUGCAUGUUCGAAGGAGCUCGUGGAGGAGGCUAUCGCGAGCGGGUCGAAGGGAACAUGGAAAGCCGCGCGAAACAAGGAUCUCGUCAAGUACUAUCCGGAGUGUAUGCAAGAAGAGCUCCUCCAAGCGGUGAGCGCGGAACAAUUGCCCAGCGACAACAUCACCAUAUCUACAACGCUAUUGCAUCACCAUCCGCCAGGUAAAUCGACUACAAAAGGCUUCUCCAAGUCUAUGGAGUUCUCUUUGAAACUCUUGGAAACUCUCAGUAAUUCAGCGCAUUCGGUAGUGGAGGACGAGACUUUCAUCGACCAAAUCGUCAACCCUCUCAUGAAACGUGCCAUCAAGAACCGCGCGAACUGGGACAUGAUACAAAGAAUCGUCGAUCUCACGAUGCGGUACUUGGAGAGCUAUCCAAGCACAGGAUGCCACAUCACUGGCAUCAAGGGCGACUUUCUCCAGCAGGUCGCUUAUUGCUGGUCACAACAGCCAAGUUUGUUCGAACAGCAACUGCGGAGGCUCUGUUCUCAUCCAGUGUUCGGCACAGCCAGCAAGACCAAUAUCGAAGACUGGGAUGAUGUCCUUGCAGAGAUUCCAGCAAAGCGGAGCUACCCAUUUCUGAGACUUGUUUACCAAGAGUCCACCUUGCUUGACCUUGACAGCGAUACAGAUCUGAAGAACACCAAGGGUUCGAUACACCACAGCUUUUUCGCGAACUUGUCCCCUGCCGAUGCUCUGAUACUGUUCACUCGUUUGCGAAAAACAAGGGGAGAUGUCGGUCUGAUUGAUUGUGAUCAAAAUGGUUCUAUCUUCAGCCAAACGUCAACUUUUGGAGGUCAAAGUGGCGACCCAGAUGUAUUCCACAUUUGGUUACUGAAUCUGAACAACAAAGAAGAAGAUGCCAUGACGUUGGCCAAUGGCUACAUUGAUGUGCGCAAGAGAAAGGCCGCUACUGCAUCUCAACCGGAACAACGUGCGUUCUUCGCGAAGUCAGUGCUAUUUGCUACUAUUGCCAGUGGAUCUCUCGACAUGCUGAAAGACACAUUAGAGUGGACCAAACGUUUCUUGCGAGAUCCGCUUGUGUCACGGGAGAUCUAUCCCAAGAUAUAUCCCGAAGAAGCCGCACGUCUACUAUCAGGCAUUCCGGAAACAAUCAACAAAAUGCCAACCCUAACGGAGUUGCAAAAACGAGUCGCAAUGGCAAACACAAUCCUGCAAAGAAUGUUCGAUACAGCAUGCGAAGCUCUUAGGGAGCCUUCAUUUAAUGUGUAUGAUUGGGGUGGCAUCUUCGAGCUACUCCACGAUGUUGUUAAACUACGGAUGGACCUCACACCGACUAUCAAGAAGCAGCUCAAUGCCUCUGACAUAGGUAUAUAUUCCUGCAUUUGGGCUGUCACAAUUCCGAUGCUCAUUGCGAUUGAGGAAAAGGCGCAAAAAGAGGAAUUCGCAAGAUUGGAGGCGAAUCAUCCUCGUGGCGUCACUGCCUACCACAGAUCUUUCACUGUUGAGCUUGAAAACUCCGAUAUCUCGACGUAUGUAUUCUUGGACACCCUCGCACGAGCGAGAGACGAACUAUGGUGCAAGCUACGGCCAUUAAACCAUCCUGGAACACUUACGCUUCCUGAACCCUUUCCACGGGGACUUCCAAUACAAUACCUGACUGCACCGUGGAUUCUGAAUGUAAAGGAUCUCAAUGGCAGUUAUGCGCCGUACAUUUCAUCACGUACUCAGCAAGCCAUCUUCCCAGAUCCGAAGACUGCUCUCCAACCCGUAUCACCGGACAAAGACUUUCAAAAGGCCAUUGGGCUAUUCGUAGACAGUCACGAAUAUGCCCUACAGCUUUAUAUACCCAAAGCAUGCGACAAGCUAGGAAGAGAAGCUCGUGUCAAAGAGGUGUGGCAGUAUGCGAUUAGUUCCCUUGCUUCCAGCAGAAUGACAGAGGAGGAAGCCAUGCGCUUUUGGAGCGAUAAGAAGCCAAGCGAUCUGGAUGAGUGGCCGCCCCAAGGUGUGAUGAGAACUAUAGAGAAGCCUUGGCCAGUGAUACCCGAGGAUGACGGUUCGGGUGAGCCGUGUGAAUGGAACCCUUUUGCGUCAAGACCGGAUUUUGCCGAGCGAGAACUUGGUGCACCGACCUAUGUGGACUUCUCCGUGUGCAUAUCGAGACUCAUGGCUUCAAGAUCCAGCGUGAACUUUCCGGUUGUUGAGUCACCGGUUACAGUUCCUGCCUACGAAGAAGAUGCUAGUCUCAUCUGGAGCUCAUCACGCGAUAUGGGUGAGGGUGGCGUAUUAUCGGCUUUGUUGUAUCUCGACACGAAACACGUUAACAGCGACCGUCUACUAGCGACACCGUUUCCUUCGGAAAAAGAUACACGAUAUCCGUCUAUUUAUCUAGAUGAGGAAUUCCUCACCUCGGAGGAGCCGAAUCAGUUCACAGCUUCCAGAGACAUACGUGGUCGUCUCGAUACGAUACCUCCGACAUUGCUAGCACAACUUUCACGCAACCUCGUCAAGGCCCUUGAUCACGCGGACGCAGUUGAAGAAACCCACAGCUAUACGGCUCUGCACGAGGUCGCUAUGCAGCUCAUUGCUCGACUAGGCGAAAGUGAUAGACCUGGUUUGGCCAUGCAGUCAGCUGUCCGUACGAUCUUAGACAGGCCAAAGUCGAGCUCGUGGCACCGGGUCCUACUGAAACCGAGUUUCCUCCGAAGACUUCCGGCCUCGCAGGCCAGAUUCUGCAUUGGAUCUCUUUCUGAUGAGAUCAUCAGCAUGGUACAGACUAAGAAUAUGAAUAAAGAGAGCUCCGCCGAUGGCGAUGUUGCGCGACCCACUGGCGAGCCACAAGUGAAAGUCACUACAGUCAAGAUGUUGGUUCAAAUUUUCCAGGAUCUUGACUUGAACGGAACAGACUACGCUCUUUCAGUGCUGUCGACACUUUCCAUCAUGAACACCCAUGUUGAUGUUCGGCUCAAUAUCGUCAAGAGCCUCCUGGUACUGUUCGAAAAUGGCUCUCGAGAUCAGUCUCGCGCAGUACUUACUCUCCUGGAGUCUUUCAUACCGAUAGCUGGAUCUUUGAACGAAAGACAGCCGCUGGAUGAAGCGCAGUGGUUGCAGUGUGAACAGGACCUCACGCUCCCCGAGAUACAGGCUGGCAUCUCGCUUGAGGAAGGGUCAGAAUCACCGGUCCUGGUGGCUUUGAUCCAAUACUUCUGUUUCAAAAAGAAUGCAACGGUCGAGUUCCAGCAAUUCGUCGAUCGAGUCUUGAUGCCGAUACUGCAGUCUUUGAGAGAUCAAACGACGAGAUGGGCAGCAUUGUUUCUCCGCAAGUACGGGCUUGAAGAUGCCUUGCUCCAAGACAUUCGCAUCCCAUCUAUUCCGCGAGACCCGUACGUGAACAGGCUGCUAUUGAACAUGGACAACGAGAAGCCAGCUCAUGUCCCGCAUGCUAUACUUGAAGAAUAUGUGGAGUACAUGUGCUUUAUCAUCGGACCUCCGGCAGCUUUACGAGCCAUGAAUCAACGGCUUGCCGCUAAUCCUGCACUAGCUUCACUUCCUGAAGUCCAAACAUGGAUACGGCUAUUUGGACAAGACCACAGCCUCCGGAACGGUCGCGUGUCUACAGGCUUCAUUGAACUGCUAGAACACGCAGUGGAUUCUUCCGACGAUACAGUUAUUACACCGAAACUCAUCCAGGAGCAAUGUCUCAAUCUUUUCACAACAUUGGUAUUUAAUGAUGAGCCAACAUACACCAACCUCACGAAAGGCUUCUACAAUAAGUUAUUGAGUGGCAAAUAUAUUGCAGAGUCUUGGUGGUCACAGCACGGUAAACCGAUUCUGAAAGCGAUGGUGUCUUACGUAAACAACUUGCGCAAUCGAGGAUGGGAGCGCGACCCCGCCCGGAAGCCUUCGGUCCUGCCUGAUACUUCUCCCUGGCGUCUUCUCUUGCUCGAUUAUCCAUGGCCGUCACGCGAUGAAGGAGAAGAGACCCGCAAGCAGAAAUGCAUGCUCUUCGCGGGUCAACUAGAGGCAAUCAUCGAUGAGAUGAGUAGCCAGCCAGUCUACCAUCAAGCCCUUCGAGAACUGAAUGCCUACCUUGCUACUGACAUCGUAUCUUCCAAGGGUAGCGGAAGAGCAGAAAAGCGAUUUGGCACAAGCCUAUACAUUUACGAUAAACACGAUCUGUUGCACGAUGCUCUCCAGAACAAUCGCAUCUUGACGGCGAUCUACGUAGGCGACAUUCGUAAGACAAGGUUGAGCUGGUUGACAGCACCGGACCUGUUGAAGGUCGAUGUUGCCGUGACACUGGUCCAACUUGUGGGGAAUGAAGUGAAGGAGGAUCGAGCCAUCGUGAAUAAGGAAACCAGGCAUAAGUUGAAAUUGAUGGUGGAAACUUGGAAGACAUGUGAGAAUGAGGGUGUCCGAAGAAGAGGAUGGGAAAUCGAGGAAAGCUAUCUG